AUGGUAAUUGGCCAGCCCAAACAGACCAAUAUCGCCUUAGGUUCUUCGCUCCCUGCCUCCAUUGAUGCCUCAUGGCUCUCGCCUUCGGGCCGCUUCGCCUUCGGCUUCUACCCGAAAGACCAAGGCUUCGCGGUCGGAGUAUGGCUUGCAACCACCCCUGAGAGGACCGUCGUGUGGACGGCCAACCGCGACGAUCCGCCGAUCAUGGAUGGCUCCAUUCGGUUAACCUUCGCCGGCGGGCUCCUCUGGAAUGCUCCUGGCGGCCGGGAGAAGGUCAUAUCCCAGGCUACUGAGCCUGCAGCCAUGGCUGCGAUGCUGGAUACCGGCAACUUCGUUCUCUACAAUUCUCAGCAAGGGAUCGUAUGGUCUACUUUCAUCUCUCCCACGGACACACUUCUACCAGGACAGAGCCUGCUGGCAGAAACUCAGCUCUUCUCGAGCAUAUCGGAGACUGAUCGAUCGACAGGAAGGUAUCGGCUCAUCAAUCAAAAGGAUGGGAACCUUGUGCUGUAUCAUGUGGACACAUCGGAUACCGGCGAUAAUUCCUACUGGUCUACAGGCACCUACCGGAUCGGCUUCCUCCUUACGCUAAAUUUGGACAGCAACGGUACCAUGUACUUGGCCAGCGACAAUGGUAAUUUCACCGAGAACUUGGCACAGGCCAAGAAUUCUAGUUCUCGGAGCGGAGUUGAUAUCUAUUACCGAGUGACCGUUGAUCCAGACGGAAUUCUUCGGCUUUACUCGCAUGGCUUCGGAAGAAAUGGCAGCUCAACAACAGUGGUGGAAUGGGCAGCGUUGCACAACCGGUGUCUUGUCAGGGGUGUUUGCGGGAUCAACAGCUACUUCAGCCUCGAGAGCAAUGGAGAGCCCAAUUGCCUUUGUCCUCCUGGGUUCGAAUUCGUCAACGCGAGCCGGAUUUUACCCGCUUGCAUGAGGAACUCCAGCCUCGGAGAUUGCUUAGAGAACUCGAGACAUCCAUAA
This is a messenger RNA of Phoenix dactylifera (date palm), 981 nucleotides long. Lineage: Eukaryota; Viridiplantae; Streptophyta; Magnoliopsida; Arecales; Arecaceae. The record is from RefSeq and is a predicted model, not a curated record.